Blumeria graminis f. sp. triticale is the source of this 2337-nucleotide messenger RNA. NCBI's taxonomy places the organism in Eukaryota, Fungi, Ascomycota, Leotiomycetes, Helotiales, Erysiphaceae. The record is from the annotation of a GenBank genome assembly.
AUGAAUUUACUUAUUCUUCAACUUUUAUUUAUCAUAUGGCCUCGUGUUGCACUAUCAAACUGCACAUCAGAUAUAGCCAUAGACGCAUAUCAAGAUCGUGUAUCCAAAAAAAAUAAUUGGCAUCUAUAUACAUUUGAUGACGGAACAACAUCCGGAUUUACGCGAGUUUUAUCUAAGAAGAAGGUUUUUUUUGAAGCAACAAGUGCUCGUAGUUAUGUCUUCACGGAGUUCCCUUGCCAAAACUUGACUGGCACCAGCUACGAUGCACUCACAUUCUCACUCAGAGGCCCAGAAGACGCCUCAUAUGUUCUAGAACUACAGACUUCUGCAUCUUGCUCAACAAAAGAAUACGCAAGUAAUUUUGUCAGUCUCACAGGAGUGACCAGCGUCGCGCAGACUUUCACCAUUCCGUUGAGCCUCUUUGAAGGUGCCAAUCUCGAGGCUAUAAAAUCAAUUGUCUUUCAAGAUUUGACGUUGGGCGACUGGGAGAUUGGAGAGACAGAACUUUCUUGCACGGAAACAACAGCCCAUAGCAUAUCCAGCGAUGCCCGGAAUUCUUCCAAUACAACCAACUCGUUAUCUUCAACUACAACUCAACAAACUCUGAAGCGUCAAAAUCCCGAACCGUGUGAGUCUCUCCUCAUCGAUGACUUUGCUUCACAAUCUCGUCUCACUUUUUUGUUUUACAAUGCAAAAUUAUUUCCUUCCUCGGACGAUGCGACAAUGAAACCUGUGGCGGGAAGAGUCGACACACAAACUAGCGUGAUUGUAGCUGAUAACCAUGUUACGCUGACACCAGCGAAUGAUAAAUCUUAUUGGUUCACCCAAUUAGGCUGUUUAAAGGCGACAAAUACGUGGGGUGGCAUUGGUAUGACCAUCAAAGCUGCCCGAGGAACGACUCUUCGGUUAGAAAUAGGUAGUGAUCCUUCUUGUACAAAUACCAACCCAAAAAACGUUGCUGUCUCGUCAACUCAACUCGGGUGGAAUUUUGAUGGCACAGAAAAAUACUACCAGAUCCCUUUUUCUAAGUUUCCUGGUCUUGAUACCGAUCACUUAGUUACUCUACUCUUCUCGGAAAUGAGUAAAUCUGUCACAUUAGGUCCUAUCGCGCUUUACUGUGGAACUUCUGGGUCAGCUUACACAAUUCCAAUGAUGACUGAACCUGUGGAGUCAGACGAAAAAAUUCCAACAACCAGGGGUCAAUCUAUGCUGCUGAUAGACACUUUUAUGAAUAAAGAUAGCAAUUCACUUGGCUUCUACCAUGGUGGUGACGAUUCACAAGUCGCCACAAUAGCUAAUUCACGGCUGACCAUCAAUACAAAGGGUAAUGCCGACUUAUCUUGGUAUACUCAAGUCGCUAAUGGCUGUCGAGACCUAACCCCUCUUCAGGAUGGGUACCUUCACAUCGCAUAUUCAGGCAGUAAUGCAUUUACCGUAGCGCUUCAACAGCACAAUCCUACUUGCAAUGAUAAAAUACGUCCUAUUCCCUUCACAUGGGACUCGGUCGAAGCUUCUCGUUACAGUAACUCCGUCAAAUCUGAUAUAUACGUUCCACUCACUCAUUUUAAUAUCGAUCGCACAAAGAGUAUUGGUUUUGGUUUUCAGGGCUUCUAUACUAGUAACCCUACUACUUUUUCGAAAAUUGAAAUAGUAUCAUCUGUGCCCAGUGGUUUCCUAGUUCCUUCUAAGCUCCCUACUGCUUCACUCGUUUUCUCUUGCACUCGACCAAACUCGUUUGCUUUUGCCAUUGACGAUGGCGAACCAAAGUUCGCGCAACGGAUUGUCUCAGCGGUCGCUGAAGCUGGCAUAAAAGUAACUUUUUUUACCGUCGGAGCACCUCUUCUUGACCCGAGCACAAAUCUAACCAAUGUAUACAAGGGUAUGUUGGAUUCUGGCCACCAGGUCGCUUAUCACUCUUACACGCAUCCUCCAAUGGAAGGAUUACCAUCGCUUGCUGCCAUUGACUGGGAGUUAAAUAAUGAUAUCGAUGCUGUAAAAAAAACACUAGGUAUAACUAGCACUUAUUUUAGACCACCAUUUGGAACAGAAGGUGCUCGAGUUAGGCAGCGAUUAGAAAGCAUAAUUCCCGGCAGCAAGUUUGUGAUGUGGAGUGUUGAUGUGCAAGACUACCUAUGGGCGCAAAGUCCCACACCAGAGAAUCAAAUUACUAAUUUUGAGAACGACGUUAAGCUGGGAGGUAAUUUGGUAGUUAUGCACUACCUAUAUGAGACGACAGUAAAUUACCUCCCUAAAUUUAUUGCCAUAGCUAAGUCUACUGGGAAACAACUUAUGCGGGUCGACCAAUGCAUGGAAGAUCCCAAUGCACCUCCGCUCUAG